AGAAGAAUGUGAAUGCGAGUUUGUAAAUAAAAAGGGUUGAGAUUUAGUGUUGUUUUGUAGACAGAAUUUAUUUACGUAAACGAAAAUGUACGUGGUGGUGGUUUGGUUGGAUUUUGGAUUUUGAGGUACCUGUCGUCAUGUUAUUUUUAAAAAGGAGUAAGUAGCAGCUGGGCUGUGCUGUGCAUUGACACCGUCCGUUCAAAGACUUGCGAAAUACGAGGACGACGACGAAUAAUAAAGUUAAUCCAGGUGGUGGUGUCAUGUUAUUUAGUGAAAUUAGAGACAAUUAAGUCGUUAAACAAAGUCGGGACGGGAAGAAAGUGUUGUUAGUUUUUAACUCUAAAGGUUUAAGACUUGCGAAAUAUUAUUUGCGAUGGAUUGGAUUUAAUUUGUUGCCAUCUUUAAUCCAGGUGGCAUUUAGUGAAAUUAGAGACAAUUAGUUAAUACACGACUUGUGUAACAAAAAGUAAACAAAAAGUCGGCGGAAGAAGGAAAGUGUAGUUGAAGUAUUAACUGUAAACAGACUUGCGAAAUAUGUAGGAUGGAUUGAAAUUAAUUUUGACAUCUUUAAUCCAGGUGGUGGCAUGUCAUUUAGUGAAGGUAGACAUAAUUAGUUAAUAAUACGCAAGUAAAGAAAGUCGGGAGAAGAAAGAAAGUGUAGUUAGUUAAUUAGUUGUACAUAGUUUCACGUUAGAGAGAAAGAGAGAGUGUCGAGGAGAUGGUCAUCAAAUUCGCUAACUCGGCUACUCAAGACGGUGGAAAAUGGUAAAGAUUGAAGAAAAUGAUGAAGAAGUCUCCCUUGGAAAAACGUCGGGUUUGGCUUAUCAAUCAAGAAGAUCGAUAAUCGUCCUUUAGUUGAGGUGGUCAUUGUUCAUUCGGAGGUGUCCAUGUCGAAAAAAAUUCAGCAUUAUCAUGACGAUGAUAACUGUUCCUCGGAGAAGUGUCGUAUCGUGACGUGACGUGACGAUGAUAUUAACAAAAGUGAUUCUACAGUACUACUUUUUGUGAGCAGCAAGCAAACUUCGAGAUGAUUGUCAUCCAAAAGUUUCUAUUUCUAUUUAAAUCAAAAUAUCGACGGAAAUGGUGGGCGGCGGUCAAAAUGUCACCGGUGUGUUUCGACACGACACUAAUUUUCCUCGUGCUCCUCUUCCUCAUCAAGUUCAGCGUGGUGGCGGAGGGGAAACGGUGCGGGGGGAAUAAUGUGACCGCGUUCGAAUGCAUUAAUGGAGAUUGUGUCGAGGAUCAGGAGAACGGUGGUGCCCUAAAAUGCCAGUGUAAAUCAGGAUUUUCCGGCCCCGGGUGUCAACACUGUCACGGGAAAGUUAAGUUACAGGGUCAAAGUGGCUGGAUAAGUGACGGGCUGGGAAAUUAUACCGCAAAUAUGAAGUGCACUUGGCUCUUGGAGUCAUCCCCUACGCUCAACAGCAGUAUAUCUCCGAUAUUUUUAAGGAUUGAGGAAUUUGCCACGGAAUGUGGGUGGGACUGGAUGUACAUUUACGACGGUGACAGCGUUUAUGCACCCUUGUUAGGAGUAUUCAGUGGAAUUGUAGUACAAAAUAAAUACCAAGCACUUCGUUUACCUGAGAUCGUUGCAAAGUCUGGAUACGCACUGCUCCAUUUCUACACCGAUGUUGCUUACAACUUGACCGGAUUCAAUAUUACCUACAGAAGCAAUUCCUGUCCAAGUAACAACAGCAAGUUGGAAUGUUCCGGAAACGGGUUGUGCAUAGAAGGACAAUGCACGUGUGAUGCAGCCUACUCAGGGAAAUCUUGCAGCAUUGAAAAGUGUCCGAACAAUUGCAGCCAUAAUGGAAUAUGUGACAUGGAGAAGCAUCAAUGUCGAUGUAGCGAGGGGUACAGAGGAAAUGACUGUAGUUACGAGGAAAAAGAAGGUUAUUGGGAAGUCGUUUAUCCAGAGGGGUCAAAUCCGAGGGGGUCAGCUUCUCACGCGUCCAUAGUUCAUAACGAUUCCUUAUGGGUCUUUGGCGGAAGUACGCUUGGUCUCGAUAUCAACGAUGAAAUUUAUAUUUCUAAAUUCGACUUUAUAGCCAACACUUGGGAAACGAUAGUUACAAAUAAAGGAGAUGCUUCACCACCGUCAUUAUACGGUCAUACCUGCGUCCUUUAUGAGGGGAAGGUCUACUUAUAUGGAGGCGUGCAAGGGGGAAGGUUUGGAAAUCGUGACAUUUCAAAGUCAGUCUGGUCCUUUGACUUAGCAACUAGAAAAUGGUCUAAGAUUGUCGUGCGACCGGAAAAAUGUCGCCGUGGGAUGUGCGGUCCUCUCCGCGUUUUUGGCCAUACCGCAGUUAUCAUUAAUGAUAAGGGGAAUAAGAGCAGACAUUCUCGUAUGGUUGUGAUUUCUGGACAUUCUCCCCGCUACGGUUAUGUCAAUGUGGUGCAGGAAUUCCAUUUCGGGAGCGCAAACUGGCACAUCGUCACCACAAAGGGCUACCCCUUCACCGGUUCUUUCGGCCAUUCCUCCCACUGGGAUCCCGUCACACAAAAAGUAUACGUUUUCGGUGGAUACCAAAUCAGCCAAGACUCCACGUCCGCAUAUCUCUCCAGCUCUCUAUAUUCCUACGACCCGUCCUCACACACCUGGCACGUGCAAGAGAAAGGCCCCGAAGGCCGCUUUCUCCACGGGGCCGUGGUCCAUCGCGGGUUAUACUUCAUCUUCGGCGGCAACGGUCACAACGAUACCACAUACAGCCUUGGCUCAAAGUGCUUUACGAGCGAAGUCAUGGUCUACGAUAUUGCCUGUGACGCCUGGUCCACCCUGAAACCUCCGGAGCAAAAAAUUGCGGCUGAUACGUCCCGCUAUGGCCACUCCGUUUUCACUUAUGAAGACCAAAUCUAUUUGUACGGCGGGUUCAACGGGCUCCUCCAGAACGAUGUGAUUCGCUUUAAUCCAACUAGUUGUAGGGUGUUCACGAGCCAGAAAGAGUGCACGACCAGUGUCAAACAAGGUGUCAAGUGUAACUGGAAUAAACUUAAGGAGAUUUGUGAACCCGGGGGGCAACAACCGGGUUUAAAAGACAAGGAAAAAGACAAGGAGAAGGAUGCAAGUAAUGUCUGCGGGAUUCGAGGGGGUGGAAGUGGGGGGAAGAAAUUAGAGGAUAAUUGUUUAAGUUAUCCGAGCUGUUCGACGUGUUUGCAUAGCAAGUCGGACUGUGUCUGGUGUGGGGGACAUUGUCAGUAUGCAAAGUGCAAGGAUAUUAAGCAUAAGCCCGUUUCAUCUCCCGACCAUUGUAAAGAUGACGAUUCCGUGUGUAAAUAUCACCUCCACAACUGCCCCUUAUGUUCCACGGAAGUUGGUUGUAUUUGGGGAAAAGAUGAGCGAUGCAUAAAAGACAGAAACCCAACCGAAGGUUUAUUAACGGAUAGAGAAGUCGCUCCGUGUGAACAAAGUUGCGCCGAUUUGUCCACGUGUACCAACUGUACGUCGAACAAUUGCAUGUGGUGCAACAGUUUAAAUACGUGCGUGGACAAGAACGCAUACGUAAUAUCAUUCCCGUACGGAGAGUGUAUGUCUUGGUCACAACUUUCUAGUUCCUGCUAUUCAAAAGACUCGCAGUUUGUUUCUACCAGAGUUUCAAUGUGUGACGAAGUAGCUUCAUGUGACUCCUGCCUAGCCUUGCCAUCCUGUGGAUGGUGCGAUGACGGCUCUGGAACUGGAAAAGGUCGCUGUAUGGAUGGAUCCAGUCGCGGUCCACUUUCCAUCAAUUCGACUGGAGCCUUUCUCAACCAUACGAAUUGUCCCGAUCCCAAAUGGCAUUUUACAAAUUGUCCAGCCUGUCAAUGCAACGGGCACACCACAUGUGAUGAAAACUUUCGCUGCAAAAAAUGCCAGGAUUUCACAGAAGGAGCAAAUUGUGAAAAAUGCAUACACGGCUAUUACGGCAAAGCUAUUAACGGGGGUCACUGCAACCUAUGCGAGUGCAACGGUCAGGCGGACGUGUGUCACACGGAGACGGGACGCUGCUUCUGCACGACGAAAGGCAUCACGGGGGAAGAAUGCAAAAAAUGCGAUACUCAAAACAACUACAGCGGUGAUCCGAACAACAGUUCUUGCUUUUACGAGCUUCAAAUCGAUUAUCAAUUUACGUUCAACCUGUCGAAAAAGGAGGAUCAGUACUAUACCAAAAUCAACUUCAGAAAUACUCCAAACAAACAAGAUAUUGAUGCCGACUUCCAAAUUACUUGUUCAAUGAUGGCGAAAAUGAAUAUUAGUUAUAUUAGAGUCGGCCUCCCGGAAACAUUUAUCAUUCAAAACCACACUUGUACCACGUUUAAGUAUCGCUUUUCAAGAAACGAGUUCAGUUUUGGGGCUCCGGAUAAUACCACGUUUUACGUUUACGUGUACGAUUUCCAUCCACCGCUCUGGAUUCAGAUAUCAUUUUCGCAAUCUCCAAAAUUAGACUUGCUUCAUUUCUUUAUUACGUUUUCAACGUGUUUCUUAGUCCUGUUAAUUCUCGCAGCAGGUUUGUGGAAAAUCAAGCAAAAGUAUGACAUGUACAGGCGACGACAGCGCUUAUUUGUAGAAAUGGAACAAAUGGCUAGUCGACCCUUUGCCCAAGUAUUCAUGGAAUUAGGACGAGCAAACCCGUUAUCAAGAUUGUCGUCGUUACGUCGCCGAAGAAAAGACGCACCGAGUCCCAUCGCUCUGGAGCCAUGUCAAGGAAAUCGGGCCGCUGUACUUUCCCUCUUGAUAACGUUACCCACAGGGUCGCGCCAAUUCUCCCCUCCAGGCCAAUCUGGCUUAUCCGUCGGAUCUACCCUCGUGGCGUUAGGAAAUCCACGAAAAGCCAGUUUUGAGCCUGCAUCGAAGACUGAAGGAAAAAAUAAGAUUCGAAAAUCGUUACCCUCGCAUGGAUUAAACACGUGCAUUUAGUCAAUCUUAACAUUAUUAUUAGCGCAAUUAGUUAAUUUUAAUUAUUAUUUAACCUUUUUUAUCAAGACAGACACACUGCUACAAAGUGCAACUUAUUUGUGCAGGUGCCGUUUUUCGUUUUUAAAUGUUUUUUUUCUCUCAUUUGCAUAAUUAUAUCAAUCAAUCAUGGUGCUCAAAACCACAUCAUACACAAACAACAAUCCAAGGAAAUAGUCACCCCGAUUACUUAUCCGUUAUUUUAUUUUAUUUUACUAAUAUAUAAUUUUACCUUUCGUAUUUAUGUACGAGUUCAUUCAUGUAACGUGUAGCUUUUAUUCGGUUCGUUCGUUGGUAUUAACAAUCUUAUUAUUAAACAAUAUCAUCAUUACUAAAUAGAUUAUAUGUCAGGAUAGACUUAAAAUUACGAGGGGCGAACGUAUGUAGUAGCGUAUGAAUUUAGUAGGUAAGACAUCAUCUCAAUCGCAGAUAAGAGGGCGAGAUAUUGGGUGAGGAUUUUCGACGAAAUGUCCGGCGAUUUGUUAGCAAAAUCGCUGAGAAUUUGUAGAGUAGAUACGAAUUAUCAGCGAAAUGUCCGUCAAUUCGUUAGCAAAUUUGUAGAAUUGAUGCGAAUUUGCUAACGAAUCGGCAGACAUUUCGCUUCGAAUUCGCAUCGACUCCACAAAUUCGAAGUGAAAUUGCUAAUGAAUCAACGGACAUUUCGUAGAAAAUUCUCAACUAAUAUGUCCCCCUGUUAUCUGGGAUCCUUGUUUAACAUAUUCGCAACAUAUUCCAAAAAGUACUUCUGUAUCGUUGCGUCACCAUAAAUAUUAAGUAUGGCCAAGUGAAUAUUUAUAGUGCUAAAACAACCAGGCUUGCAUGUCACAUACUUAAUUAGCCUUUUAACUUAUCAUGUUUUUUUGUGAUCUACAAUUUUAUUUAACAAAAUACCAAAGUUAUUAUCAAUCGCUAUACAUUUAACGUAGGGCUGGAUGCCUCAU
This is a messenger RNA of Folsomia candida, 5868 nucleotides long. RefSeq names its product attractin-like protein 1 (gene dsd). The transcript has 21 exons. Gene Ontology annotation, cellular component: Golgi apparatus. Gene Ontology annotation, molecular function: protein binding. The record is from RefSeq and is a predicted model, not a curated record. NCBI's taxonomy places the organism in Eukaryota, Metazoa, Arthropoda, Collembola, Entomobryomorpha, Isotomidae. Bases 1028 to 4891 code for a protein of 1287 amino acids.